Messenger RNA from Mugil cephalus (flathead mullet), 850 nucleotides. Its product is annotated as retinal cone rhodopsin-sensitive cGMP 3',5'-cyclic phosphodiesterase subunit gamma-like. The transcript is spliced from 3 exons. Bases 11 to 277 code for a protein of 88 amino acids. The record is from RefSeq and is a predicted model, not a curated record. Lineage: Eukaryota; Metazoa; Chordata; Actinopteri; Mugiliformes; Mugilidae. Gene Ontology annotation, biological process: visual perception; positive regulation of epidermal growth factor receptor signaling pathway; positive regulation of G protein-coupled receptor signaling pathway. Gene Ontology annotation, molecular function: 3',5'-cyclic-nucleotide phosphodiesterase activity; cGMP binding. Gene Ontology annotation, cellular component: photoreceptor outer segment membrane.
CGGACUCAUCAUGAGGGAAACGAGUUAUGAAUCAUUUUUUUUAUUUGCAUUCACAGAAAUGAAUGCAGCCGCCGCUCCAGAAGGCUCCAAGGCCGCUCCUCCCAAGUUCAAGCAGAAGGAGAGCAGGCAGUUCAAGAGCAAGGCUCCCAAAGCCGGACAGAAGGGAUUCAAUGACGUUCCUGGGAUGGAGGGACUUGGAGAUGCGGCGGUCGUCUGCCCCUGGGAGGCGUUCGGGGACAUGGAGCUCAGUGAUCUGGCCCAGUUUGGCAUCGUCUAGACCUCGUGUCAAAUCUAAGACAGUUUAUUCCUGGCGGCUGCAGUCCAGCAGCUUUUCUUUUUUCUUUUUAUUGUUUAUUUUAUUAUUAUUAUUCCUAAGGAGCAUUGAGAUGAGAGUUAGAGGCUUCCCAUUGAUGACGGGAGGAGGAGUUUAUCUCUCACCUCAAUACAUAGAGGAAGAAGAAGAAGCGUCUGGACCACAGCCCCCAAGAAUGAAGCCCGUCCCGUCCCGUCCAGGGCCCCCGCUACGGCCCCCGCUACACAUCACCACAUGGGGGAGACUUAGCUUUCUCUGAGCUUUCUGUCACAUUUGAUUCCAUCUGAAGGAGAUCUCUGUAGGAGCCAGCUGUGGCCGUUUUAUCCCGUCUAGCUACACGUCCGUGUAAAAGUGUAACACACUGUACCGCUGUGGGUUUAGACAACGAGAUAACUGGCCACAACUUUUAACCAUCUAUCUAUCUAUCUAUCUAUCUAUCUAUCUAUCUAUCUAUCUAUCUAUCUAUCUAUCUAGAUUACUGUGUAGUUAUUGUUGUAAAUAUAUACAAAUAUAAUAAAGUAUAUUUUAGAUACACUA